Knipowitschia caucasica is the source of this 300-nucleotide messenger RNA. The record is from the annotation of a GenBank genome assembly. NCBI's taxonomy places the organism in Eukaryota, Metazoa, Chordata, Actinopteri, Gobiiformes, Gobiidae.
AUGAAGUGUCUGUGGGACGUCCCGACACAGCGGCCCAUGUGUGUUCCUCUGUUUACACAGCAGGCCUCAGCUCUCACACCCACGCGUCACUCUGAGGACCAGGCGGGGGCCGAGGGAGGGGGAAGGGCAGAGGGAGGGGCCGGGGGAGGGGCAGAGGGAGGGGCCGGGGGAGGGGCAGAGGGAGGGGCCGGGGUUCAGCUGCAGCCCCCACUCUCUGUGAGCCACAGCCACAGACCAGAAGGCCCAGUCUAUGACCGCUGUGAGGCCCAGUCUAUGACCGCUGUGAGGCCCAGUCUAUGA